CUUUUCCUCCCCCUUCUCGUUCUUUUUGAUUCCGUCUUGUUUUCCCUGUAAGAAAAGAAGAAAAUGCCCGACACCACGUGCAAAUGUACUCCUUCAGCUGUGCCCGGAACCCGGUGGGCCAUUCUCAUUGGUAUCGACUAUUACGUCCACGACGAGGCACAGUCACACCCAUAUUCCCUUAGCCUGCGCGGAUGCGUCAACGACGUGAUACUUGUCCAGAAAUUCCUCUGCCAAUCGACCGAUAUAGAUCCGAACCGGAUUCACAAGCUCAUAGCCUCGAGACCCGACCAACCGAAUAACGAAGCCAACUUAGGCUUACCGUCAUAUGAGAAUAUCGUAGAACUCUUCCAACAUGUUACAACGAAAGCCAAGAAGGGUGACUUGGUCUAUAUUCACUAUUCAGGCCACGGCGCCCGCGUGAGAUCGAUUUUCAGCCACCUCAAAGAGAAUGGUGGCGACCUGCCGGAUUCGCUUCCGUCCCAAUCUUCAUCCAGCAGCGAUCCGUCUCAACAGCGCAUCGCCUGUGGAUCUUUAGAUGAGGCCUUGGUCCCGUAUAAUAUUGCCAAUCAACAAGGGCGAUACCUCCGAGACGUCGAGAUAGCAGUGAUGCUCCGCAAUAUGUCGAAAAAGGAACUCCUGGUCACAACAGUGAUAGAUUGCUGUCAUUCUGGGGGAAUGAACCGCGAUGGGGGCAACAUGGGGGGUAUCUCAUACCCGGAUCGCGAGCUACCGCAUACCGAUCACAGCUCUUUCAAAGAAGACGAACUUAAGCUUGCCUACUCUGAUUUGUGUAGGGGUAAAGGAACGGACGGCGAUAGAUCCGCGCGUGUGGGAGAGCAUUGGCUCCUUGGUUCAGGAUGGAAGGGUCAAAUUUUCUUCGCAGCUUGCGGCGAGGGGGAAAGAGCAGCUGAAGCUAUGUUCGGAAACAAACGCUAUGGAGUCCUUACCUAUUUCUUGGUUGAACAUCUCAACUCAGGGUCUGACUUAUCUUGCGACGAAAUAUCCCGGUUGCUAAAGCAGGAUAUGUGUAAUAAAAACCAAAAACCUCUCUUAGGAGGGGAGAAAGACCGACUGUUCUUUCGUGAUGAGACCUUACACCUGUUUCAAGGCGUAGCUAUUGAGGAAGUUGAAGUAGAGCCCCGGGUUGGAUCCACAAUACGAUUAGGGGUCGGUGGGGACUCAUGGUAUCACUCCAGAGGACGUAUUCGACAUCCGGCCGCGUUUGCGUUCGGAGUCUAAGCCUCUUGCCCGAAUGCAGGUGAUGGAUGUAUCCGAAAACAAUUGUAAAGGGGUUUUUACCCAUUUCUUCGAGGUGGCGCGCCCCGCCUCGGACACAAUUAAAGAAGAUUAUCUUGGGACGCCAGCGCACAAAUGUCGUAUGAAGUUCAUAUCAUCUCUUACAGAACGCCUGCAGACGAUUACGAAAGAAUUACAUCUCGCGCAUAAGCAAGA
Messenger RNA from Hypoxylon trugodes, 1452 nucleotides. RefSeq names its product peptidase C14, caspase domain-containing protein. Gene Ontology annotation, molecular function: cysteine-type endopeptidase activity. Bases 64 to 1239 code for a protein of 391 amino acids. The transcript has a single exon. Lineage: Eukaryota; Fungi; Ascomycota; Sordariomycetes; Xylariales; Hypoxylaceae. The record is from RefSeq and is a predicted model, not a curated record. Gene Ontology annotation, biological process: proteolysis.